AUGUCAAGUCGUCACCCAGCCAGGUAUGACGAGCAGACUCGUCGCACUGGAGAGGCUCGCGAAUCUCGGACAACCCGGGAUCCAAGGGAAGCCAGAGAACCAAGAGACAGUAGGGAACCAAGAGAAGUCCGUGAGGCCAGAGAAAUCAUCGCCCCAAGGGAAAGAGCAGAUAUCAUACCACCGCGGGAUGGGCGAGAGAUUAGGGAAACCAGAGACACCCGGAUAGACCCAAGAGCCGAGCCAAGAAUGGAUCCCUCUAGAAUCGAUUCUAGAAUAGACCCAAGAGCAGAUCCCAGAGUUGAUCCAAGGGCUGACCCAAGGCUUUUAUCCAGAGGAGACCCACGCGCAGACCUCAGAGGUGACCCACGUGUGGACGCAAGAGUAGAUUUUCGACCUGACCCACGGGAAAUCAGAGAUUCAAGGGACAUCCGGGAUCCACGAGGCGAGUCAAUCAUUGACACCAGAGAUCCCCGUUAUGCUCUGUCGCGUGAAAAUCGAGAUCUUCGUGAUCCUAGAGAUGUGUAUGGAAGAGACGAGAUGGAUAUCGACCCACCCCCUUCAGGACGUCUAACCACCUACUUCCUUCCUGGAGAAGGCAUCAGCCGUGAGGUCAUUCAAGCCGAUAUCUGCCGAUACCUUGGUGCCGAUGCCACUUGUCUGCCUGCUCGUAACCGCGAGGGUGCGUCAGGCUACAUGAUCAGAGCGUAUCGCAUGCUUACGACCAAAAUGAUAGAGGACCUCAUGGCUGAUUCCAAGCGAUGGGACGAAGAGCUUCGCCGCAGUCGAACUCGCGGGAUUAAACCAGCCUACGAAGACACCAAGAUCCAUGAACACCGACAGAUAACAGGACCUAGCCAGAACCCACCUGGCUAUCCAGGACCCCAAAGCCGCGUAAGGGAAAGAGAGGACUAUGACAUGGAUGAUUAUCCCCGUCCAAACCCAUCUUCACAAAGGACUUUAUACCAGGGCACCAUGCCACAGGACUAUCCGCAAAAUUAUCCCGUGACAACCAGUGGUUUUCAGAGUCCUUCUAUGACAGCAGCAUCCGAAUAUAUGAUUACCAGAGGUCCAGCAGAAGGGUAUAAUCAAGUACCGAGAUCUGAAUAUGACUAUCCUGGUGCCACCGCUGGCCGCGGCGCUACUCUCCAGUCUACAAACCAAGUACAAUUUGCUAGCCAGCAAGGAUUGCAAGGCCCCCCGGCUUACCAGGAUCCGCGGACUGGCCAAAUGGUUUAUCCUCCUACACCCGCAGGACGUGGCCUCGACCAAUUUGCGCGCCAUACAGGCCCUGCGGAUAAUCGUCGCCGAUGA
Endocarpon pusillum Z07020 is the source of this 1311-nucleotide messenger RNA. RefSeq lists its product as uncharacterized. Lineage: Eukaryota; Fungi; Ascomycota; Eurotiomycetes; Verrucariales; Verrucariaceae. The transcript is spliced from 4 exons. The record is from RefSeq and is a predicted model, not a curated record. Bases 1 to 1311 code for a protein of 436 amino acids.